Sceloporus undulatus (fence lizard) is the source of this 5894-nucleotide messenger RNA. RefSeq names its product cytochrome P450 26B1. NCBI's taxonomy places the organism in Eukaryota, Metazoa, Chordata, Lepidosauria, Squamata, Phrynosomatidae. Gene Ontology annotation, molecular function: heme binding; iron ion binding; monooxygenase activity. The coding region runs from base 131 to 1666 and encodes 511 amino acids. The record is from RefSeq and is a predicted model, not a curated record. Gene Ontology annotation, biological process: sterol metabolic process. The transcript has 6 exons.
UCCGCUGGGGAGCCCAGCCUGACUCGGACUCGGUCUCUGCUGCCUCUGCUGCUGCCUCUGGCCCGGGACGACAGACGGAGGGACGGAGGGAAGGAAGGCAGCCCAUCCACGCGUGACCCUGCUGUUGGCGAUGCUGUGGUCGGGCUUGGAGGUGCUCUCGGCGCUGGCCACGGCGGCCGCCUGCCUGGUCUCGCUCUCGCUGCUUCUGGCCGUCGCCCAGCAGCUCUGGCAGCUCCGGUGGGCGGCCACGCGCGACAAGGGCUCCCGGCUCCCGCUGCCCAAGGGCUCCAUGGGCUUCCCCCUCGUCGGGGAGACCUGCCACUGGCUCCUGCAGGGCUCUUUUUUCCAGUCUUCCCGGAGGGAGAAAUACGGGAACGUCUUCAAGACUCACCUGUUGGGUCGGCCCCUGAUUCGAGUGACGGGGGCCGAGAACGUGCGCACCAUCUUGAUGGGCGAGCACAGCCUGGUCAGCACCGAGUGGCCCCGCAGCACCCGCAUGCUCCUGGGGCCCAACUCCGUGGCCAACUCCAUCGGAGACAUCCACCGCCACAAGAGGAAGGUGUUCUCCAAAAUAUUCAGCCACGAAGCCCUGGAGAGCUACCUUCCAAAGAUCCAGAUGGUCAUCCAAGACACGCUGCGUGCUUGGAGCAGCAAUCCGGACUCCAUCAAUGUCUAUCAUGAAGCGCAGAAGCUCACCUUCCGCAUGGCCAUCCGGGUCUUGCUGGGGUUCCGCAUCCCGGACGAAGAACUUGGGCAACUCUUUGAGGUCUACCAGCAGUUUGUGGAGAAUGUCUUCUCUUUGCCUGUGGACCUGCCUUUCAGUGGCUACCGGAAGGGCAUCCGUGCGCGAGAGGCAUUGCAAAAGGGUUUGGAGAAAGCCAUCCGGGAAAAGCUGCAAAACACGCAGGGCAAGGACUACUCCGAUGCCCUGGACAUCCUCAUUGAGAGUGGCAAGGAACAUGGCAAGGAGCUCACGAUGCAGGAACUGAAGGAUGGCACCCUUGAGCUGAUUUUUGCCGCCUACGCAACCACCGCUAGCGCCAGCACUUCUCUGAUUAUGCAGCUCCUGAAACAUCCCGCCGUCCUGGAGAAGCUCCGUGAAGAGCUGAGGAGCAAAGGGAUUCUGCACAACGGCUGCCUCUGUGAGGGUUCCCUCCAGCUGGACACCAUCAACGGCCUCCGCUACCUGGACUGCGUCAUCAAGGAGGUCCUGCGUCUCUUCACUCCCAUCUCCGGAGGGUACAGGACGGUACUACAGACCUUUGAGCUGGAUGGCUUCCAGAUCCCCAAAGGUUGGAGCGUCAUGUACAGUAUCCGCGACACUCAUGAUACGGCCCCAGUAUUUAAGGACGUGGACGUGUUCGACCCGGACCGUUUUGGGCAGGACCGGACGGAAGACCGAGAUGGCAGGUUCCACUACCUCCCUUUUGGCGGAGGGGUAAGGACCUGUCUCGGCAAGCACCUUGCCAAGCUCUUCCUCAAGGCGCUGGCCAUCGAGUUGGCCAGCAUGAGCCGGUUUGAGCUGGCCACCAGGACAUUCCCGCGCAUCACGCUGGUGCCGGUCGUCCACCCCGUCGACGGACUCAAGGUCAAGUUCUUUGGACUCGACUCGAACCAGAACGAAAUCUUGACAGAAACAGAAGCCAUGCUGGGUGCCACUGUGUAAGCCGAGUCUGCGGUUGGCUUCUCUUGGUCGGCUUUGGGAGGUUGAGGGCCCCGGAAACGGAAACGGAGGGGAAGGAGGACGGAGCCAAACCCUGUCGCUGGCGGAGCCUUAGGGCCGCCCUCAGAGACCUUUUUGUGUGGGACGUCUUUGUGCAAAACCUUAUCCGAUGAAUAUGCCAAAACUGUGGUGGCGUUUGUGUGUGUGUGUGUGUGUGUGUGUGUGUGUUGUGGGGAGGGAAAGCAUUGGAUCACCUGAGUCCCCCCCCCCAUUUUUCUUUCUAAAUUAUCUUCACCCUAGAAACAAAACAGUAUAUAAAUGUUCACAUGCCCCAAAACAGAAAGAUUUUUUUGCUGCAAGAGAAGGUUGCCCACUGGGCCCCUGCAAUUGGCACACCGUCCCUGCAAGGUCUGACUGCUCUCUCUGUCUCUCUCUUUCCCCCCUUGAAUGGAGUCCAGUGAAUGACCUUUAAAGUACAAUGGGCCCUUGGCAUCCGGCGGGGUUUGGUUCAAGGACCCAGCUCCCUUUGGAUACCAAAAUCCAAAGAGGCUUAAGUCCCAUUAUAUGCAAUGGCCUAGUAAAAUGGAGUUCCUUAUAUACAAUGGCAAAACCAAGGUUUGAGAUAUAUAUGUAUAUUUUCAAGCCAUGGAUAGUUGAAUCCGUGGAUGAAAAAAUCCAUGGAUAUGGAGGGCCAACUGAAACAGUGUUAAUGGAGCCAGUGAAGUACAACAGUGUUAGGGAAAGUAUAGCAUAUGAUUACAAUUUCUGAACAAACCAACAGCACUUUGUUCCAAGGAGGAUGUAGUUUAUCGAUCAAGAGUAUAAUUUUAUCAUAGUGAUUAACAAACAGAAUGCAAUAAAUGAAUUCACAAAGCCUUUUGGCUUCUGCCUUUUGUUGCUCAAAAUAAUGAAGAUGUGGGGUGCAUGCGGUGAUUGUUUAAAACACUGUUGCCAACAGUCUCAAAUGGAGGAUGGCUUUAUGUCCCAAACUAGAGGAUAAUAGACAGGACCAUCGUCUACUGAAUGGCCACCUUGGACGCAGCUCACUUCUAAUUUUGAGCAACUGCAGAAGGACGAGUGCAAAACACUUUGCUAAUUUGUUUGUUUGCUCAUUUAUAUAUGCAUGCUUUCUUUGGAGAAAAAGGCCAAAAGACAAUCUAUGCUCUGCUGACCUUUCAAAACUUCCCUUGAGUUUUGUCGUUACUGUUGUUGCAGAGGACAGCCAUGUCUCAUGCAUCCAACACCAGCAAGAUGUGUCUUCUUUUGGCCUUUUUGGGGGGUUGCUUGUAAAAUGCUCACCCUGGGCCUCCUCCCCACUCAGAAGGAAGAAUUAUGAACUGUGUAAUCCUGAACUUAAAUCUUGAGAAUGCAAUUAAAUGUUAAUUAAACCAUUAAAAACAACAACACCCAGUUAAUAAUACCUGGCCCCAACAAGUCAUUCUUCAGUGGGACAAGUUUUCAGAUCCCAGUUUGCCCACUAGUCACAGUAGUUGGUUGGGAUCCUACACUGAGGAGAUGGAGCAUAAUAUUAUAUUCUUGGAGUUAAUUUGUGUUCAGGUGAUCUUAGUGAAUAGCAAUGUUGCACAACCCAAAGUGCAUAUGCACCUACAUGAAGAAUGUGCGGUGCAUACUGAUGCACCAUGCACAUGAGCAUCAGUGUGGAACAGUGUAUGUACAACUGUUUUCAGUGUGCAUCCAUGCACAACUUGGCUUCCAUCUAUGGUCCAUGCAGAAUGUCUGUAAUUGGACUUGGGCCGAUUCCAGUCAUUCUGCAUGGACCAUAAAUGUCCAACCGCUUUUCUGGGGAAAUGUACAAAUCUGUAAGAAACCAACAGGGUUUUGACCUUUGUGUCUGGCCAGGGAAAUGGCUCCUGAGAAAGGGAUUGCGGGAACGCUUUCCGUAGAGAGAAAACAUGCGAGGACAACUCUUUCUUGUUUGCAGAGACUGGCUCAGAGAACUAAAACUGCCUGAUCUGCCUCAAAGGCCCCUGUACUUGACUCAAACCAAUAGCUGCCAUCUUGUACACAAUUGUGCAUCCACUGAGUGGGCAAACUACGUGGCGUGCAAAAUGCAACUGUUGUUUAGUGCCAAAAUUAAAAUAGUAACUGGGAUGGAGAUGCAGAAUACAUUGCAGAUGUCAGAACUCAUUCCAAGACCAGUAGGCUCUGUUUGCUGGCCCAGUACCUUGGAGGAGGCCUGCGGAGGAUAUUCUAAAGGAUACCACUGAGCUAAAGCAAUGGACCUUGCUUCCUCUGUGUGUGUUUGAGAAAUAUCUGCCAUUGGCAUUUGCUUGGCUCUGAAUGGACCAUUUCCUUCUCCUCUUCCUGGCAUUGCCUUUCAGAAGUGGCACCCAACCCUUGAGCCCACUUCAAAUGGCUGGAUAGUAACCACUGCGCGCCUUUUGCCCUUCAUAAUCCCCAUUUGCACAUUUUUGAAAUGUGUAUGGGUCUUAAGUUGUGUGUAAUAAAGCCAACAUGUUUUAGUGGUUUGAGCAUUAGACUAUGGCUCUGGAGACCAGGGUUCGAUUCCCUUGAAGGCACACAACAACAACAACAACAAAGCAGUAACCUUGCAAGUGGUUCUGCUUCAGAGUCAGUGCUGUUGGUGUCUUAUGUGUGUUCAUUCACUCACAGAAAGAGUCGGAAACUGUGUGCACAUCUGUGCAAGGUUGUGGAAGUGCAGUUGUGCAUGCAUCUGCACAGUGCAUGGAGGUGCAUUGUACCAUUGGCACAGAUGUGCAUACAGAUUUGGUUGUGCACUCAACCACACAUUUUUGCAGCCUUGGUUCAGCUAUGCGAUGUUAUUUAACACUAGGGUUACCUAGUGCAAUCUAUGCAUGCAGACGUUUACAACUCUGGCUUCGGAUCUGGCUUUUGUGCAUGUGUCUUUUUUAAAAUUGGCUCUGGCUUCCCUUCUUAGCAGUGGAGAUCCACAAAAUCUGGCCAUUAUUGCCCAAUAAAACAAGAUGCUCCUUAAGCAUUCAAUCUAUACCUUAUCUGCAUGGUUCCCACACUUUGAGACUCCAGGUGUUUUUGGACUUCAGCUCUCAGAAGCCUUAGCCAGGUAGACCAACAGUCAGGAAUUCUGGGAGCUGAAGUCCAAAACAUCUGGAGGGCCAACGUUUAGGCAAGGCAACAGGUCCAGUCUUAUAGGAACAUCUGGUGAAGUCUUGCGCCGUUCCAGGCGUUUAUGAGGGUCUCUUGCACUGCUGCUGUGCAUGUGGGAGCGCAACCCAAAUUGUAUGGCGAAGAGCCCCAAAUGACUGGAAGCAUCUUAGAAUCAUAGAGUCUAAGAAUAAUAGAAUCAUAGGUUCAAUCCAGCCCCAAAGACAGGAGAACAAGAGAGCUCUGAAAGCUUGCAGAAGGAUAGAAGUUGCUGGGAAGCUUUCAAUGCCAAGUUAUCUCACUGUGAUGGGAAACCAAGGAAAGGGUCUUUCAUUUAAAAAAUGUGUCCCCCCCCCCGAUGUUUUGGACUUCAGCUCCCAGAAUUCCACACAGUUGGACAAACUGUCUGGGGCUUAUGGGAAUUGAAGUCCAACUUAUUUGGAGGUCCGAAGUUUGGAAACCAGAUUUGUAAGGGACUCCUUAAAACUCAAACCAGUUGUGCAGGAAGUGAAUGGAUGAGAAGCUGAAGAGACACAAAUCUUUCAACUUUUUACAUAUAUUUAUAUAUAGUAAAGGUUAUCUAUAUAUGUGUGUGUAUAUAUAUAUAUAUAUAUAGAUAUAUAUCUGAAUGCAUGUGCGUGUUGUAUCUAGGCAAGGAUAGCGCCUGUCUGAUUUACCAUUCCCAACUAAUAUAACUUGACUAUGUGUGUGUGUGUGUGUGUGUGUGUGUGUGUGUGUAUAUACAUAUCUAUAUAUGUAUAUGUGCCUAUAUAUAUAUAUAUGUGUGUGUGUGUGUGUGUGUGUGUGUGUGUGUGUGUAUGUAUAAACUGUUACUGCAGUGGGUUUGCAGGAUAAAGCACUUUCGAGACUCAAAAUAUGUGUUUGUCUUGUGUUUCUUUUUUAUUUCUUAGCACCAAUCCAGUUUUUGCUAUAUUAUUUUAUACACAAAGGUGGUGUGUUUGUGUGCGUGUGCGCAUUCUUUUUUUGUUGUUGUUGUCAGUCUGAGUGCAUAAACUAUUAUUGUUAUUAUUAUUAUUAUUUUAUUAUUAUUAUUAUUAUAAGUACUAUUUUUGUUAUAAUUCCAAAAUAGCUAUUUAGUAUUAAAAGUGUUGCUGGUUUUUUUGUU